This is a messenger RNA of Hevea brasiliensis (rubber tree), 2575 nucleotides long. Its product is annotated as histone-lysine N-methyltransferase, H3 lysine-9 specific SUVH4. The record is from RefSeq and is a predicted model, not a curated record. Lineage: Eukaryota; Viridiplantae; Streptophyta; Magnoliopsida; Malpighiales; Euphorbiaceae. Bases 321 to 2426 code for a protein of 701 amino acids. The transcript has 15 exons. Gene Ontology annotation, cellular component: nucleus. Gene Ontology annotation, molecular function: protein binding; zinc ion binding; histone methyltransferase activity.
AAAGAAAGAGAAAUUGCGAGGGAGAUGAAAAGACACAAAAAGCGGGCAAAAGUGCAAAAUUAAAAUUUUUUUUUAAUCAAUCAAUUUUAGAGUUGUCUAGAUAGCUGAGCUCUGAAUUCAAAAAUGGAAAACAAAAGCUUCUCUGUCUGUCUCUUCUCUAGUCUUUAGCUUUUCCUUCCCUUCACCUUCCUCCUCUGUCUUAUACUUCUGCUUCAUUUUCCUCAUCAGAAACCCUAAAUCGCCAAAGAUCUCUAGUUAUUCCUCUGUCCGCCGUCCGAAAUCAAAUUUUCCCCGUUGUUUUGGUUUUAGAUUUGACUGAAAUGGUGGUUCAGCCGUUGCAUUGUGUCGAUAACGGUGAGCUUGGCUCCGUUGUUGAAACUGAAAAGAAGAGUCCCAAGGGGAAAGUUGAGCAGGUAGUUUCUUCUCAAAGGAGGACGAGCGCGAGGAUUCAGGCGACAAAGCAGAGAGCCGAGAAGGAGGAAUUGGUGAGGAAAAGAGUAGAGCUGUUGGAUGAGAACGAGGGAGGAAGUAAGAAGAGGACUAGUGUGUACAGUAGAAGAAGGGUAAAUGUAGAGAAUGUGAGUGAGGUUGUUGAGGAGAUGAAUGAGAGUGAAGUUUUUGUGUCUAGUGAAGUGGACAAGCCUGAGAGUGAAGUGGUCAAGUCUGCAGGUGAAGUAGUGAAAGCAAAUUUUGGUGGGCAAAAUGGAGUUGUCGGUGGUGAGGGAGGUGGAGGUGGUGCCACAGAGAAGAGCGUAUUUGCUAGGGUUAAGGAAACUCUGAGGUUGUUUAACAAGCAUUAUCUCCAUUUUGUACAGGAAGAGGAGAAGAGGUGCCAAAAAGAAGAAGAUAAUAAAAAGUCUUCCAAAAGUUCAAAAUCAAAGAAAAGAAAUGCAAUUGAAGCUGACGCUAAGAAAAAGGCCAAGCGUCCUGAUUUAAAGGCAAUAUCUAAGAUGAUCGAAAGUAAUGCUGUAAUGUACCCAGAGAAAAGAAUUGGUAACCUUCCAGGUAUCAAUGUUGGACAUCGAUUCUAUUCAAGGGCUGAAAUGGUUGCUGUUGGUUUCCAUAGCCACUGGCUGAAUGGGAUUGAUUACAUGGGCAUGUCCUACAGCAAGGAGUAUGGUAACUAUACAUUACCUCUUGCGGUAGCAAUUGUUUUGUCAGGAAUGUAUGAGGAUGAUCUGGAUAAUGCAGAUGAUGUUGUUUAUACUGGUCAAGGUGGGCAUGAUUUAACUGGAAAUAAACGUCAAAUACGGGACCAAGUUAUGGAGCGUGGAAAUUUAGCACUCAAGAAUUGUGUGGAGCAACGUGUGCCUGUGCGAGUUAUUCGUGGCCAUGAAUCUGCCAGCAGCUACAGUGGCAAGCUUUACACGUAUGAUGGUUUGUACAAGGUUGUUCAAUAUUGGGCAGAAAAAGGCAUAUCUGGUUUUACUGUGUUUAAGUAUCGGCUGAGGCGACUGGAAGGACAGCCGACAUUGACCACUAACCAGGUCCAAUUUGUUUAUGGGCGUGUUCCCCAAUCAAUUUCUGAAAUUAGAGGGUUGGUAUGUGAGGACAUUAGUGGGGGUGAAGAGUAUGUCCCUAUUCCAGCUACAAAUUUGGUUGAUGAUCCUCCUGUUCCACCAACAGGUUUCACAUACAGCAAGGCUAUACAAGUUGCGAAGAACAUUAAGAUCCCAACCAAUGCUUCUGGCUGCAACUGCGAUGGAGCUUGUGUGGAUCCUCAGACAUGUGCUUGUGCAAAGCUUAAUGGCUGUGAUUUUCCCUAUGUGCAUCGGGAUGGUGGCAGGCUUAUUGAAGCCAAGGAUAUUGUUUUUGAGUGUGGUCCAAAUUGUGGCUGUGGACCUCAUUGUGUCAAUCGGACAUCUCAAAGAGGAUUGAAGUAUCGUUUUGAGGUUUUUCGUACCCCAAAAAAAGGUUGGGCUGUUCGAUCGUGGGAUUUCAUACCUUCUGGGGCACCAGUCUGCGAGUAUGUGGGAGUACUAAUGAAAACAGAAGACUUGGAUAGUGUCUCUGAGAAUAAUUAUAUUUUUGACAUAGACUGCUUGCAGACAAUGAGGGGGAUUGGUGGAAGAGAGAGGCGACUUGGAGAUGUAUCUGUGCCAACAAUUAGCAACACAGAUAGACCUGAGGAUCAAAAGUCAGAAAGUGUGCCAGAAUUCUGUAUUGAUGCAGGUUCCUCGGGAAAUAUGGCCAGGUUCAUUAAUCAUAGUUGUGAGCCUAAUCUGUUUGUUCAGUGUGUUUUGAGCUCACACCAUGAUCUCAAACUUGCUCGGGUAAUGCUAUUUGCAGCGGACAACAUACCCCCUUUGCAGGAGCUUACUUACGACUAUGGCUAUGCCCUCGAUAGUGUCACUGGCCCUGAUGGGAAAAUAAAACAGAUGGCAUGCUACUGUGGUGCAGCGGAUUGUCGGAAGCGCUUGUUCUAGUUGGUCAGUAUUAAGAAAUGUUUGUCUGCUGCUGCUGCUUUUUCUAAACAAGUACUUGCAUUACUGCAAUAACAAUCGGUCGAUCAAGGUAGUACUGGGUGAUAUCUGUUGUAUAUCUGUUCUUUUAAUGAGUAUCUAGAAGCCCUGAU